Molecule: messenger RNA, 332 nt
Organism: Mizuhopecten yessoensis (Yesso scallop)
Lineage: Eukaryota; Metazoa; Mollusca; Bivalvia; Pectinida; Pectinidae
Product: choline transporter-like protein 2
Exons: 2
Source: RefSeq, a predicted model, not a curated record
UAGCUACCUAGCCAAAUUCUACACGGCCACCCAGUACAUAGAGAUGGUGUUCAAGGACAUUGUGGCAUCUUGGUGGCUACUCCUGGUGUUCAUGGGCAUUGCUAUGGUAACUUGCUUCAUCUGGAUUGUUCUUCUUCGUUGGAUCGCUGGCAUCAUGGUUUGGAUCAGUGUCAUCCUAGUGUUUGGUCUUCUUGGAUUUGCGUGUUACUACAGCUAUUCACAGUACUAUGAAAUGAAGAACCAGAAUUCAACAGCUACCUAUGGAGUGUCUGAAGCUUUCGCCCUUAACUUCGGUUACUACCUCCAGCUUAAGGAGACUUGGCUAGCCUUUG